AUGGCCCUCUUGCAAGAUGACAAUUAUCAUUCAUCCAUCAAGGAACACUUGGCGGCAGGAAUGCAGGAGCUUGUGUUCCUAACUGGGCUUAUGCUCCUUCCAUGGCCAUACGAGGAGGAGACCUGCGCUAAAACCCGCGAUCAUGUCAGCAAAGCAUUCCGCCAUUUUUCCGAGGCAGAACAGAAGCUAGAAUACCGACUGCAGCUAGUUGAUUCCCAGGCGGAGGCCUUGAUCACAGUGAAGAAACUCAUACAAGAUGAUCUGCAGGAGAAGAAGGGGAAUUUGGCAGACCUGAGGACCCAGAUCAUUGCUUUAAGGGAAGCCGAGAAGAAGUCCCAGGAGAUGCUGGAAGCUGCAGAAUUGCAUCUAGAGAGCACAAGGGAGCAGCUGAGAUUGGCUCACGAGGAAGUGGAAAAGAACCGGGUGGGGCGGGAAAUUGGCAUUCGUCUGAUGGCCCUGCCAGGGCUUGGGACUCUCAUUGGAGCUGGCAUGAUUGUUGGUUACCAAGCAGCCCUGGACUCAGCUGAGAAUCUAGUAGCUGAGGCAGAGCGGGCAGUCAACCUGUGCACAGCAGAAGUGGAGGGCUACAGCAACGAGAUUGUGCGCUUCUCCCAACAGGCGCAGGAGGUGCAAGCUGGGAUCAACUCCACGGAAGAGAAGAUCCCCCAGAUUCAAUCCCAGUGUGAUGAGCUGCUUGCUUUCCAGAAGAAGGUCACAACGCAGCAGUCUUGGAUCAGAAAAUGCCUUUCACUGUUGGAUCUAUUGGCGGGCAAGAUUCAUGCCGUUGAAGUCAUGUCCAGCCUGGCCUGUGUUCCUGAAUCUCUGGUGGACGUCUUAGAUGAAAUUGGCAGAGUGGUGGGAGGGAAGGAUGGAGAAGCAUUCCAUGCUGAUAAGGAAAUCCAGACUUCAGUUCUGGAAAUAAACAGAGCAGUGAAGUCUCUGAGAGCCAGAGCAGGAGAGAGCAUGCCUAUGGAUUACUAA
Elgaria multicarinata webbii is the source of this 981-nucleotide messenger RNA. RefSeq lists its product as uncharacterized. The coding region runs from base 1 to 981 and encodes 326 amino acids. The record is from RefSeq and is a predicted model, not a curated record. NCBI's taxonomy places the organism in Eukaryota, Metazoa, Chordata, Lepidosauria, Squamata, Anguidae. The transcript has 2 exons.